Molecule: messenger RNA, 2030 nt
Organism: Podarcis raffonei (Aeolian wall lizard)
Lineage: Eukaryota; Metazoa; Chordata; Lepidosauria; Squamata; Lacertidae
Gene: SIGLEC15
Product: sialic acid binding Ig like lectin 15
Exons: 7
Coding region: 385-1287 (300 amino acids)
Biological process (GO): regulation of osteoclast development; regulation of bone resorption; regulation of actin cytoskeleton organization
Cellular component (GO): plasma membrane
Source: RefSeq, a predicted model, not a curated record
GCACUCGGGAGAGGUCAGGUCAGUGCUCCAAACACAGCGAAAACAACAAGGGAGGCAGUGGUUAGAAGCUCAACCAGAUUGGCAGAAGGGGCCAAAGGACUGUAUCAGAAGACAAACAGAUAAGAGAUUGCAAGAAGACUGCAAUGCCAUGACCAAAGCAUUCCAAAGCACAUUAGAACACUUACUGUGGCACUUUAGGAUGAAUGAAUUGUUGCUGCCUGUUCCUCACCUUUGACGCUUUCUUCAAAGCAUCUGGAUAAGGGAAGUCCAGUCACAUUCAUUCGGCAGAGUGGAAUCACUGCUUCAGCAUUUUACCCAACAGCAAACAAAGAGUGGAUCUGAUCAGAUCAGCAAACAAGCUUCACAGUGGAGCAAGCCCAGAAGAUGGAAGGCGCUAGCUUCUUGCUUGCAUGUCUGCUUUGCUUUCUUAAGAAAGGUGUUUCUUCCAAAGGCUGGUCCAUGCACAUCCCGUCAGAGGUAACCGGCGAAAUUGGCAAGGCAGUUGCCUUGCCCUGCACAUUCACACACCCACAGAACACCAACGACCAGACCCUGACAGCCAUUUGGCGGAUCAAGGAGCCUUUCAACGGGGCUGUUGUUUUCAAGUGCGUUUCCCACAGCUCAAGCGACCCCUGCAAAACCACCGUCGGCUCGGAGGGCAGAUACAAGCUCUUGGGGAACCCGAGGCAGAACAACCUCUCGCUCCAGAUCAACAGCCUGACGUGGAACGACAAGAACAGAUACUUCUGCCGGGUCGAGUUCUCCGGGGAUUUCCACGACAAGUAUGAGAGCAGGAUGGGACUCAGGCUCCAUCUCAUAGCUCCCCCCAGGAUCGUUAACAUCUCUGUCCAGACUAGCCAGGACCACGCUUUCCAUGCAAAGUGCACAGCCGAAGGGGAGCCUCUGCCCACCCUGACAUGGGCUGGUCCUCCCUCCGACAACAUCACCUCGGCUUCAACUACGGCCCACCAGAUAACCAAGGAGCUCCAGCGCCUGACACACGAUGGGAAAUACACCUGCACAGCUGUUAACAGCCUGGGAAGAGCAGAGGGGGCUGUAUAUUUCUACAAAUUCAGAGCUGGGGGCAGCUCCUGGGUCCUGGUCCUCUUGUUUGCCGCCUUGGGGAUUAAGAUGCUGGCGCUAGUGGCGAUACUGGGGUUUGGCGCUUUCUGGAAGAGAGACAACUUGAUGGCUCCAACCAGCCUAUCACGGCAAGCCAUGCAAGAUUCUCCAUACGAAAACCUCAAUCGCAGGAUAAACUCCAUAAGUCAAAGCCUGCCCGAGUGAAAGAGAUAGAAGAAAGCCAUCUGUGCAUUAUGCAGUACAUGCACGAAGAACUAAAACAAUGUUGUGCACAUGUGUCAAAAGAUCCUCAGCUAUGUGGCACUCAGGCCGUUUCAUGCAGCGAAGCAGAGAUCCCACCCAGAGCGUUAUCACUCACAGAUAUUGUGAUGCAAAAUGACAGGAGUGGAUAAAAACUUGCAACUCCCUUGCGAUGGAACAUCUUGAUGGGCCAGGACGUUGUUUGUUGCUGUUAAAAUUGUGCCGCUGAAUCUUUCUGCUAGCAUUGUUGAGGCUUGCUUUGCUUUGUAUGGUUUUUUUUUAUGAACUGAAAGUGGUUUUGUGUUAAUGUGUUUACACCAUAAUGCCUCUCUGCUUGUGCUUUUAGUAAACGGCGAAUGGUUUGUAUACGAUCUGAAGAGAAACCAGAGUAUGUGCUUUCAAACAUGUUGUAAGUCGCUUUUUGGGCCGCAGCCGCCUAAUGAAUUAAAUAAACAUCAACAGCAGCAAGCUUGCACUAGCAUGGCCACGUAGCUGUCCAUCACCCAUCAGCCGAAGUGCUUUGCUUUGCAGACCACCCUGAAUUUGUGAGGUGAGGGGUUCCUUCAGUCAAUCUCAGGAGGUCUGGUCUGAAGGCAAACGAAAUCCCUAUCUUGAUGAAGCUAAGGCUGACCAAUGCCUGGAUGGGCACCAGUAUGGAGAUCACGUGAUUUUUCUGCCCUGGCUUUCUUCCUGGAUGGAAGGUGAAC